AUGCCAAAAGUAUGCACAAAGCAUCCACUUCUUAGUAAUCCAAUAAAAUGGUUAAAAAAUAACAAAUAUCACUCAGCUGAGUUUUAUUCGACAUCAUAUUAUGAUACAGAUUCAAUUAACUCAAAUCCCUUUGCACAAGCACUCACAGAUACUAAAAUGGAUGGAUCAAGAAUCCGAUACCCUAAAGGUCAAAUGGUACAGUUGGUGGUAGAUGAGUACUCAGAGGUAACAUCUAUAGAUGCUGCACGAUUAUCCGAAAGUAAGAAGUAUUUCCUUGUGCCUUUGAUUAAUAAACCAGAACAAAACUCGGUACUUUAUCCAUCGCAUUACAUAUUGAAAAAUCAGCAUUAUAUUGAUUACAUAGUGAAAACAAAUCAAUGGAGGAAAUACGUGCCACAGAAAUUCAGAUUCAAAAACGAUAAAGCCUUAGGAGCAAAAGUUAAUAUCUUACCAGAUAUUGCUAAGAUAAUUCCCCACGUUUAUGAACAAAAUAUAAUCAGGUUGAUGUCAGAAACAAGAAACUUAGAACCUUACAAAGGCCUGUCCAAAGAAAGUGGUCUUGUUUUAAGUUUUUCCAAAACCUCAAAUGAACCUGCAAUUUCCUUCCACAAUUCGCUUCCUAUUGUUAAUAUGAAGAGGAUUAUAUCAAAAAACGAAAUUAACUUACAAAAUGAAGAGUCAUUUAUUCCCUUCGAUGGAAAUAGUGAUUUGUGCUUUAACAUUUUUUCAUUAGCAAGUUAUUAUAGUUAA
Molecule: messenger RNA, 750 nt
Organism: Debaryomyces fabryi
Lineage: Eukaryota; Fungi; Ascomycota; Pichiomycetes; Serinales; Debaryomycetaceae
Exons: 1
Coding region: 1-750 (249 amino acids)
Source: RefSeq, a predicted model, not a curated record